AUGCAAUUCUCCAGCUUCAGUAUUGACAAGAACUACGUGUUCCUUCUUUGCAAUGGCAUUCUAGUUUUAAUUGUCAAGAACUCUGGUCUCAAAAUCAGCAAUUCUCAUCAAGACACUACCACUAGCCUUUGCGGUGAGAAAAACAUAAAGAGUGGAGGCAGUCCACAGAAAGUAGUUGAAGUAUCAGAUAUCACGAAACCGGCAUUGGUUGCAGAGGAAAAGGUUAUAAUGGAAGUGAAAGAAGUACAAAAGGUUGUGAUGGAAGAGAAAGAAGUACAAGAAGCCAUAAAAGACAAGACUUUGGUUAUCGCAGGAGGAGAUGAACAAGGAGAUCAUGAGAUUAUUGUUAUUGAUGAAGAUGGAGAAGGAGAUGAAGAGGAAGUAAUUGGGUUGCUUAGUACAGAGGAAUUGAACAAGAAAUGUGAUGAUUUUAUAAGAAAGAUGAGAGAUGAAAUCAAAUUUGAAGCUCAACAACUUAUCAUGGUUCGAUAUUAA
Molecule: messenger RNA, 495 nt
Organism: Dovyalis caffra
Lineage: Eukaryota; Viridiplantae; Streptophyta; Magnoliopsida; Malpighiales; Salicaceae
Source: the annotation of a GenBank genome assembly